UCCUGUCUAAUGGAUCUGAGGAUACCGCUAAUGGUCCUCACAGCGCUAAUGACACGGUGGAUAACGCCAUGUACGGUGAUAUCAGCGUCGACAAAGGGGACGAAGUCCGCUUCUAUGUCGAAUUAACGAGGCUUGAGAAAAUGCAAGGCACUUACAGCUUGGAUAUCCGCAGACUGAAGGGAAGCUUAGGCGGAUUCAAGGUUGUUUACGAGACGUUGAGAGAUCGCUUGAAGCUUGCUCGUUGACCGUCUUCGAUCUUAUACAUAUUGCCAUCUCUAUCUCACUCUUCCCUUUCUCCCUACGUUCCUCGUAGACCAAAAGACCCACCAAAUGUCGAUACCAGCUGGUCACCCGACACAUUCUCUCGUUAUCUGUUCACUCUCGUGUUUCUCUCUGGAUGAAUCUCUCGAUUAGCCCGACCUCCCUAAUUAUUUUUUCCUCUGCGUUUGAUGUCAUCUCUGCUCUCCCUUCUGCG
Dacryopinax primogenitus is the source of this 475-nucleotide messenger RNA. RefSeq lists its product as uncharacterized. Lineage: Eukaryota; Fungi; Basidiomycota; Dacrymycetes; Dacrymycetales; Dacrymycetaceae. The record is from RefSeq and is a predicted model, not a curated record. Bases 69 to 245 code for a protein of 58 amino acids. The transcript has 2 exons.